UCGGCAGAAUUUGCACUUCUCCAGAAUACAACAGAAGUGGCAGAAUUGGACGACAUUUGGAGAAUGAUUGUUGUAUUAUUCGGAACAAAGAUGGAAACGGCUACGGUCAGUGCCACACCCUUGUGUUCAACACCUAGCCAGACAAGUGAGGACUACUACCGUCCCGUACCUGCGGUUAAACAGCAAUCUAUCUUUAUUUCUCCAAGUACUUCUGCACCCAACGAGAUUUUUCAUUGCAAACUUCAGUAAACAAAUCCGUGUCGUCUGGCUCCGCAUCCAAUCGCAAAGUGCAGUUACAGGAACAUCCUCAAGUGAGCCGUCCAUGUCCAAGCCACGUCUGGACAACUCAAAGGUGAGCUCCUUUUGUAAUGUUGUUGACAUCAAAGUAACAUACCAGUUUAUUAGAAUUGAACAAACAUAUUUUUAAUGGACACUACGUAAAGUAUGGUGUAUAAAAAUUCAUUGCGUAUUUGUCAGUAAAUGCGGUUUCUUUUUGUCAUGUUAUUGAAAAUACACGCUUUCGGGCGCAAGGCGAAUGACUACGUUGCAGUCUUCGAGGUAAACAAUCAUGCCUAUCACAAUUAUUUUUUAGUGUACAUGUUUCCUCUUUUGAGACGAUAUGAAAUAAGGAAAUUUAACAAUGUUCAUAUACUAGAGAUUGUCAUUCAUUUUUUGUUAUAUAAUAUUUCUUAAUAGUCCAUCAAGAACGCCAUCGUUGGACAGUGCGCCGUAGAGGGCAUGGUGCUCGAUUAUGAGAGGGGGCUGUGGAAAGCUGCGAAAGAGGUGUUUCCUGUCAUCAAGCUCCGUGGCUGCGCCUUCCAUUGGGGUCAAGCUAUUUGGAGGACGGUGCAGGUACAUACAAUGUACCAAUACAAAAAAAACAUUGUCUGAAUUUCACGUUACUCCAAUUUAAAAUAUUGCAAGAAAAAACAUUAUAGACAUUAUUUUAGAUUUACUCAAAGACGAAAUAGAAAAACGAAAACUAAAGGAAAUGUUAGGAUGUAAAAUAAUUAUAUAUAUAUUUAUUAACCCCUACAGAGACUUGGACUUGCAACCCAGUACAGUCAGGACCGAGGGACACAUGCUUUCAUCCGGAAGGUUUUAAGUCUUCCAUUCUUACACCAAGAGCAUAUCCGGCCAACCUUCGAGUGCAUGAAGGAUUAUACUUCUUCGGAGGCGGUACUCCCUUUGCUGGAGUACUUGGACCAGCAGUGGUUCAAUUCCCCAUGUUGGACCGUGGAGGAGUGGUGUGUCUUCGGACAAGCUGUCCGAACCAACAAUGAUGUAGAAGGGUGGCAUCGUCCACUGAACAGGAAGACGGGAGCGGCGCCACCCUCCUUCGUCCUACUCCAGAUCUUACAUCGCAAGGCCAAGGAUGUGGAAGAACAAAUACAUCUGGUAUCAGAACUGAGUCUCCGGAGGAUUCAGAGAAGAUCGACUCGGUCAAUGCAGUCAAGGCUGUUCAAUGCAUAGGACGCCUACACGGCAAGGGACAUAACCACUUCAGGGCUACUGAAGAAGGUAUCUGUGAUAUAUGGACACCGAGUGCUCAAAACAGAUGAGCUGGAGGAUGAAGACUAACUUUUAAUUGUAUUACUUAUAUAUAUAUAUAGCCUUAUCAUUAUUGUCUUCAACAUUAUUAUCUUUAUAGUUUUAUUAUAGUUUGUAUUAUUAGUAUUAUUAUAAGUAUUAUUAUAGUCAAUGUUAGUAUACUUCUUAUCAUUACCAGUAUUGUUAUUAUUAUAAUCCCUGUCAUGAAAUAAAUAAGGUAUUAUUAUAUUCAAUGUUAGUAUACUUUUUAUCAUUAUUGUUAUUAUUAUAAUGCCGGUCUUCAAAUAAAUAUUUGGGAAAUAAGAACUUCUUGUUUUAAAAAAUAGAUAUAUACUUUUCACUGAUUAAUGUAUAAAUUUAAAAUGUGAUUA
Mya arenaria is the source of this 1922-nucleotide messenger RNA. RefSeq lists its product as uncharacterized. The record is from RefSeq and is a predicted model, not a curated record. The transcript has 2 exons. Lineage: Eukaryota; Metazoa; Mollusca; Bivalvia; Myida; Myidae. The coding region runs from base 1153 to 1473 and encodes 106 amino acids.